GAAGUGGAGUUCUUCUGUCCUGGAGGUGUGACGCCUCAGAGAAGUUGACAACUGCUGCUUCAGGUGCAUUAGCUGUAUUUAUAUUUUGAGCAAUUUCUUAUCUCAUUUUCGUCGUAUUAUUAUAGGAUAAUUGUUUUUUAAAUUGUUUUAUUUUUGUUUUAUUUUUCUAGUAUAUAUGAUUGCAUCAGAGGACUAUUUUAACUUCUAAACGUAUUUUUUAUCUAUUUGUUGCUUCAGUCAACAAACAAACAGAGUUGGAUAGAACAGAGCAGUGGUUCUCUUUUUUGAGUUGUGUACCAGUGCAGAGCAUUUUUGGUUGGAAAAAAAAUAUGUAAAACGCAGCAUUUUGCAGAUAAUAUAUAAUACACAAAAUUCAGUUUUUGAAUUCACACUUAUAUUUUAUUGAAUAUUUAUUAAAUAACUAUUUUCAAAGUCUUUUUUUAAAUGGAUGCUCAUUUUAAAUAUUUUUAAAACAAAUCUCACGUACCGCCUAGAGGGCCUUCGCGUCCCCCCGAGGGGACACGUGCCCCCGCUUGAGAACCACUGGGAUAGAGAAUAAGGACAGUCCAGUAAAAUGCAGGACUACGAGGAGUCCCUGUCGUUUUUGGGGACCUGGGGCUCGUUCCAGAAGAGAGUCUUCUUCCUGCUCUGCCUCGCCAUCAUCCCGAGUGGAUAUACCAUGCUGUCCGUCAUCUUCCUGCUGGCCACGCCCCCUCACCACUGCUCCGUCCCUCUCCACGGCAACCAGAGCCAGGACUGGAUCCAGGCCAGCAUCCCAGUACAGGCGGCCGGGCGGCCGGAGAGGAGCAGUUGUAGCCGGUACCGGCUGGACCCGGUGCAGAGCCAGAACCUGGAUCUGGUCUCCAACCUGUCGAGUCUAGAGGUCCUCCUCGCCAACCUGACACAGGAGGGCUGUAAAGAUGGAUGGACCUACAGCACCGAGCACUACGAGUCGACUGUCGUCAGUGAGUUCAACCUGGUGUGCGCCGACCAGUGGAAACAGCCGAUGUGCUCGCUCGUCUACUUCCUGGGAGGACUGACCGGAUGCUUCAUCUCUGGACAGAUCUCUGACCGGUUCGGCAGGAAGCCGGUCCUGUUCGUCGCCAUCAUCGGGACGAGCAUCUUCAGCGUCGCGUUGGCCUUCGCGCCGUCCUGGCCCGUCUUCAUCACGAUCUUCUUCAUCCUGGGCCUGGGUCAGCUCACCUCCUACAUCACUGUGUUCGUACUGGGCUCAGAGAUCCUGAUUGGUCCAAUCAGACUCCUCUUCUCCAGCCUGUGCAUGCCAUGGUCCUACGUGUUCGGAGUGAUGAUGCUGCCCGCCACCGCCUACUUUGUCACGAGCUGGAGACACUUGUCUCUGGCUAUGGCUGUGCCAGGACUGGCCUGCAUCCCCCUCUGGUGGCUGAUUCCGGAGUCGCCGCGCUGGCUGGUGUCUCGUGGCCGAAUACAGGAAGCAGAAACCCUGCUGAGGUCGGCGGCUCUGGAGAACCGAGUGGAAGCUCCACAGGUCAUCUUCCUGUCCGCCAAUGUUGAAAAAGUACCGAUUGAGAAGGAAGAGUCGGCCAGCUUUCUGGACCUGCUGAGGACGGCAAACAUUCGACGUAUGACACUCAUUCUGUGGUUCACAUGGUUUUCUCUCAGUCUGAGUUACUUUGGAUUGUCAUUCAACUCCUCUGGUCUUUCUGGCAACCCUUUCCUGAACUACUUCCUGUUGACGGUCGUCGAGCUCCCGGCGUACGCCGCCACCUGGCUGGCGGUACGCAGUCUUCCCCGCCGCCCGUCGUACAUCUUGUUCACCCUGCUGGGGGCGCUGGCGCUGCUGCUCAUCCAGGUCACGCUGAACAGUCAACCAGUUGUCACCCUGAUCCUGGUGCUGGUGGGUAAAUUUGGCAUUCUGGGCGGCACCGCGGUGUUGUACGUGUUCACCGGUGAGCUGUCCCCCACGGUCAUCAGGAACACCGCCAUGUCCAGCGCCGCCAUGUUCUCCAGAAUGGGAUCCUCUGUUUCUCCAUACCUGCUGCAGCUGGAGGUUUACCAUCAGUUCCUGCCGUGGAUCCUGGUGGGUUCUCUGUCGUUGCUCAGCGUCGUGUUCUGCGUCUUCCUGCCGGAGACCUUCCGACAGCCGCUGCCCGACACCAUCCAGCAGAUAGCGGUCCCACCGCGGUUCAGGUGGCCGUGGGCCUCCUCGCCUCCUCCAAAGGACGAUGGGAAAUCAGCCGAAGAGCUGCCGACUCCGCGUGAGGUCGUCUGCACGACUCGCCUGUGAGACUCCUGACGCAAACGGAUGGAACAAAACAGAUCAGCCUCCCAAACCUGUCGCAGAACACGGUGCUCUACUGUAAAAACACAAAAGGCCCACUCUAGAGUGUCUGGCUCGUCUAUUCUCUGCCACUGUCGGCACACGGCGGUGCAACAUGGCACACUCGGUGCAGAGGGCCCACUUUAUAUGUUGGUAUAAAUGACUCAUUCCGAGCAAUACAAAAGAAACAUGAUAAUUCUUAAAGGUAUGGGUCGUGAUAUACGUCAUAAAAGCAUAUUUAUUAAUAUUUUCUUCCAUUUCUUCCAAUGAGUAACCCUACAUCCUCCACAAUGUUCCUUUAUAGUCAGCACAACUUUAAAAUGGAAGUUUUUAAAAUCACAUGGCGGUUUGCUUCACUUGCCUUAGAUGUAGUUUACUAUGUUUCCAGUGAUGCUUUGAAACAUCGCUGCACUGAACAUGACAUGAACGUGACAAUCAUUCUCUGCAUAGAUAUGAAGGUGGAAUGUAAUAUGGAACACAAAGUGACUUUAAGGUGUAUGUUCAUUUAAAUGUGUGUUCUGUCAGUAGUCGGCCUAUGUUGCUCCCGUAGGUGUCAGCAGCAUCCAUGUCCAAUUAGAAGAUUCAGACAGGUAAUAUUAACUGGACUUUUAAGUUUUGUAUAUAAUGAAUGUAUUGUUUGGUUUCUACGACUACGAUGAAGAUGCAUUUGCUAUGUAUAGGCGAAAUAUUUGAUGUUAUGAAUACAUUAAUAAAUCAAAAGAGUGAUUAAAAACCUCUGUAUUAAUUAU
Molecule: messenger RNA, 3048 nt
Organism: Pseudoliparis swirei
Lineage: Eukaryota; Metazoa; Chordata; Actinopteri; Perciformes; Liparidae
Product: organic cation/carnitine transporter 2-like
Exons: 11
Coding region: 575-2266 (563 amino acids)
Biological process (GO): transmembrane transport
Cellular component (GO): membrane
Molecular function (GO): transmembrane transporter activity
Source: RefSeq, a predicted model, not a curated record